AUGGAACCCGCGGCAGCGCCAGCCUCCCCCGCGCCCCCUCACGGAGGCCAUACCCCCACUGUCGGCGGCAACGCGCGGGCCGUCCGGCGGCGCCAGUACGCGGUGCUGGCGCUCACCUUCGCGGCCUACGCGGCGUUCCACGCCUCCCGCAAGCCGCCCAGCAUCGUCAAGGCGGUCCUCUCGGCCGACUGGGCGCCCUUCACCGGGCCCGAGGGGACCCACCGCCUGGGCGAGCUCGACGUCGCCUUCCUCGCCGCCUACGCCGCCGCCAUGUUCGCCGCGGGCCACCUGGCCGACCGCGCCGAUCUCCGCCUCCUCCUCGGCGCCGCCAUGCUCGCCUCGGGGGCCGCGUCGGCGGCGCUCGGCGCGGCCUACUUCCUGGGCGUCCACGGCCUCCCCUUCUUCCUCGCCGCGCAGGUCGCCAGCGGCGUGGUCCAGUCCGCCGGGUGGCCCUGCGUCGUCGCCGUCGUGGGCAACUGGUUCGGCCACGCCUCCCGCCGCGGGACCAUCAUGGGGGUGUGGAACUCGCACACCUCCGUCGGCAACAUCGCCGGCUCCGUCCUCGCCGCCGCCGUGCUCGAGUUCGGCUGGGGGUGGUCCUUCUUGGUCCCCGCGUUCGUCAUCGCCGCGCUCGGGGUCCUGGUGCUGGUGUUCUUGGUCGCUCACCCGAGCGAUGCUGGCUUGGACCUGGAUUCAAUGAUGGAGGUUGAGAUGAAUGGGGAUGGUGGGGAGGAGGUGGAGCUUCUUGUAGAGGACAAGAAAGAGGCUGAAGUGCAUGAUGAUGAUGAAUUGGAAUUGGAAAUGGAAAUGAGGUCCCAAUUACCUACGGCCAUCGGGUUCUUGGAGGCAUGGAGAUUGCCUGGUGUCGCGGAAUAUGCAUUCUGCCUCUUCUUCUCCAAGCUUGUUGCUUAUACCUUCCUGUACUGGUUGCCAUUCUACAUCAGGAACAAUGCUGUAGCAGGCCAGUUCUUGUCACACAAGGCUUCAGGAAUUCUGUCCAUUGUAUUCGACAUCGGAGGAGUGUUGGGAGGGAUUUCAGCUGGCUUCCUCUCAGACGCAAUAGGUGCCAGAGCUAUAACAUCAGCUCUGUUCCUUCUCCUCUCGAUCCCCGCUCUUAUCCUUUACCGGACAUUCGGAAGCAUAUCCAUGCGUUACAACAUCGGCCUCAUGUUCCUCUCCGGCUACUUCGUGAACGGCCCAUACUCCCUCAUCACCACGGCCGUCGCAACUGAUCUCGGCACCCAAGACGCGAUCAAGGGGAAUUCACGUGCACUAGCCACUGUCUCUGCGAUAAUCGACGGCACCGGUUCUGUUGGUGCAGCAUUGGGGCCCUUGCUGACGGGGUACAUCUCGACAAGAGGAUGGAACAGCGUGUUCUUCAUGCUGAUCGUGUCCAUAUCCCUUGCCCUCGUGUUUUUGAUACGCAUAGCCAGGGAUGAGAUAGCUGCCAAGAUCAGCGCCAGGCGUUAG
Molecule: messenger RNA, 1470 nt
Organism: Triticum turgidum subsp. durum (durum wheat)
Lineage: Eukaryota; Viridiplantae; Streptophyta; Magnoliopsida; Poales; Poaceae
Source: the annotation of a GenBank genome assembly